This is a messenger RNA of Mercenaria mercenaria, 1241 nucleotides long. RefSeq lists its product as uncharacterized. The coding region runs from base 91 to 1182 and encodes 363 amino acids. Gene Ontology annotation, molecular function: protein binding. Gene Ontology annotation, biological process: cell differentiation; multicellular organism development. The transcript has 7 exons. The record is from RefSeq and is a predicted model, not a curated record. Lineage: Eukaryota; Metazoa; Mollusca; Bivalvia; Venerida; Veneridae.
UAUCAUUUAUAUUGACAUACAAAAUAUCUUAUCAUAAAUUGUAGACCAACAUUGUAUGAAUGAACCUAGUUAACUUGGAUAAAACAAAGUAUGGAGAAAUUGUUUACUAUCAGCGUUAUAUUAAUCAUAACAGCAAAUGGAAUUGUAAAUGCUGAUCAUCACGAUUGCCACGGAAAAGACUGCAUUAUCGUAGACUUGGCAAUUCAAAUCAUCGAAACAAAUUUUGACCAUGAUCUGUGUCAUGCCUUUGAAGACGUAGACUGCGCUAAACAUGUUCUUGCAAACGAUGAACAAAUCUGUGGAUCUGACGGACACACGUACAGAAAUCAUUGUUUCUUCGCAAAGGCUCGAUGUGAUAGAAUUCUUAACAAACAUAACUAUCAUCACCAUCAGCUAACUAAUCCACUUCUGAUCGUGUCUCACGGACCAUGCGGCGUGUCUACACCAGCAACUGCACUUACGUCAAAAUCUCUUGGAAUUGUAACUGUAAAAGAUGAUGAUGAUGAUGAUGAUGAUGAUGAUGAUGACUGUGACGGAAAGGAAUGUAUUAUCGUUAACUUGGCCAUUCAGAACAUCGGAAGUAAUUUUGAUGAAGAUAUUUGCCACGCAUUUAAACACGUUGACUGCGGUCAUCAUGAACUAUUAGUGGAUGAAAAAAUCUGCGGAUCAGACGGACACACGUACAGUAGUCAUUGUUCCUUUGCAAAAGCUCGAUGUGACAUAAUUGUUGACAAGCACAACUAUGUCCAUCAUAAACUGUCUAAUCCACUUCUGAUAGCGGCCCACGGACCUUGUGGGGUGUCUACAACCCAUCCUUCCCCUCAAACCACGAUGGUAUCAAAAGUUACGUCAGCUUUAACGAAGGCCACGUCCGUUACUACAAAUAGCGAACAUACUGUAUCCUCUACUACCGGUCCAGCAAAAGCUUCAGCUACACCAGUUUCAGCCACAAAAGCUCUGAUUUCAUCUACAGUACCAUCUACCACAGUAUCAACACUCCAGAUUCUAGGAUCUGUCUUCUGCCAAUAUAAGGGAUCUAUCAACUGUGGCAUAGCUUUAGCCGUCGUCUGUGGCUCUGACGGAAACUUCUAUCCAAACAUGUGCGAGCUCUUAAAGGUGCAAUGUGGAGAUGCAACAGUUAGACAAGAUCCGGAUGCAUCACACUGCAGCUUGCCUCCUUGACGAACUUCUCUUAUUUCCAAAUUUUUCUAUGAAUUUUUAAUCGCUUUAAAUAAAAGAAG